Molecule: messenger RNA, 555 nt
Organism: Verticillium alfalfae VaMs.102
Lineage: Eukaryota; Fungi; Ascomycota; Sordariomycetes; Glomerellales; Plectosphaerellaceae
Product: SMB
Exons: 6
Coding region: 1-555 (184 amino acids)
Biological process (GO): mRNA splicing, via spliceosome
Cellular component (GO): cytoplasm; U4 snRNP; U1 snRNP
Molecular function (GO): RNA binding
Source: RefSeq, a predicted model, not a curated record
AUGGCGAACAAACAGGGGAAGAUGGCUGACUUGACGCGAUCUCUCUUUAGGCCGGCUACGUAUAUCAACUACCGGAUGAGAGUCACUCUGAACGACGGUCGCCAGAUGACCGGUCAGAUGCUUGCGUUUGACAAGCACAUGAACCUCGUCCUCGCCGACACGGAAGAGUUCCGACGCGUCAAGCGCAAGCAGAACAAGCCCUCCGCACCUGGCGCGAGCGGCUCUGGCCAGACUGUCGAGUCGGAGGAGAAAAGGACCUUGGGCCUUACGAUUGUCCGAGGCGCUCAGAUCGUCUCGCUGUCGGUCGAGUCGGAGCCUCCUGCGGACCCUAGCGCUCGCCUGGGCAAGAGCGCAACUGGCGGCAUCGCAUCUACUCUCAGUGCUGGCCCUGGUGUUGCCCGCCCUGCUGGUCGCGGGGCUGCUGUGCCGCCAUCAUUGGCAGGACCUGCUGCUGGUGUUGGUGGUGGCGCGGGUGGCGCAUUCCCUCCCCAAGGCUUCCCUCCCGGUCCUCCUGGCGGCGGUCCUCCUGGCUUCAACCCUCCGCCUCGGAGGUAA